UGCCGUUGCUUAAAUCAGAUGGUUUUUAUUUAUACUUUAGUGCGAGUUUGCGCAUUUUAGGUGCAAGCCCUCCGUUCGUUGAUUGAAGGUUUUUGUCGAAUCUGUAGGCCGGUUUACGUAUUAAUAACUGAGUUAAUUCAACACCACUCCUUUGUGCUCCGACGCUACUCCAAAAAGAAAAACAAACUAGAUUCCAGACAACCGGAGAGGACAUCCAGCGAGCAUUUGUUCCCAGAGAUCGCAACAAUGGCACACGUAGUUAUUGGCGGCGGAACCGGUUUUAUUGGCCGGCGGUUGGCAAAAACCCUGCUAGCGGAAGGAUGUGAAGUUACAACCAUCUCGCGCAUGCCUGGUGUUAACCAUAUCAGCUGGCACGAGCUGGAGAAAGACGGUCUGCCGAAUGGUACGACGGCCGUGGUCAACUUGGCAGGUCAGAACGUGCUCGAUCCGACACGCCGGUGGACGCCUGGCUUCAAGCAGAACGUGUGGAACUCACGCAUCAACACAACGGCCGCCUGUGCCCGGGCUAUCGAGCGGGCCACGAUUAAGCCAAGCGUUUUCGUCAACAUCUCUGGCGUUAGCCAUUACGCAAGCGGCACCCAUAAGCACACUGAGGCGUCCAAGGUUUCGGAGUAUGAUUUUAUGUCGCGCCUCUGCAUCGAAUGGGAAAAAGCGGCUGAACUCUCCGACAACUCCAUCUGCCGCGUCGUACGCAUCCGGAGCGGGGUAGUGCUCGGCCGAGACGGAGGCAUGAUCCGGUCGCUCAUCGUGCCCUUCUGGUUUGGUCUAGGGGGGCCCAUUGGUGAUGGAAGCCACGAUUUACCCUGGAUUCAUGUGCAGGACAUCUGCAAUCUGAUCUUCUUCGCAAUCGAGAAACCGGAAGUGAACGGCGUACUGAACGGUGUCGCACCCCAGUUAGUCACUAAUGCAGACUUUACGAAAGCGUUUUCGUCUGCAUUGUUUCGGCCUGCCUUCUUCCCGCUACCGCUUUUCGCGGUCCAUCUGAUCUUUGGCCAAGAACGUGCUGUGCUGCUGACGAACGGGUCCAAAGUUAUACCCCAGCGUGCCCUAGAAUAUGGAUUCCGCUUUCAGUAUCCGGAUCUGCAGUCCGCUUGCAAAGAAGUGGCCCACCUAUUCUAGACCUCGCAACGCGUUCGAAAAGCGCCAACGAUCAACAAAGCCACACAAAUUCUCAACCGAAUGUUAGCCAUUUAUCACCUUUUUUAAUUCAUUUUAGUUUUAGCUCUUCGCGGAAUGAUUCUCCUCACGAUAAACAGGAGGGUGUAGUGCAUGCCAUCCUUAAUUUAUUCAGUACUGCAUGUGUCUGCACAACCUCACCGACGAUUGUUUUGGCCUCCACUAAUAAACAUCGGAGACUGAAGUAAAUAAAUAGUUUGUGAUAUGAAACUAAAAAUUUAGUUUAAUAAAAUAGAGUG
This is a messenger RNA of Anopheles bellator, 1436 nucleotides long. RefSeq names its product epimerase family protein SDR39U1. The record is from RefSeq and is a predicted model, not a curated record. The coding region runs from base 247 to 1140 and encodes 297 amino acids. Lineage: Eukaryota; Metazoa; Arthropoda; Insecta; Diptera; Culicidae. The transcript has 2 exons.